This is a messenger RNA of Electrophorus electricus (electric eel), 2265 nucleotides long. Its product is annotated as cell division cycle 16 homolog (S. cerevisiae). The record is from RefSeq and is a predicted model, not a curated record. NCBI's taxonomy places the organism in Eukaryota, Metazoa, Chordata, Actinopteri, Gymnotiformes, Gymnotidae. Gene Ontology annotation, molecular function: protein binding. Gene Ontology annotation, cellular component: cytoplasm; anaphase-promoting complex. Gene Ontology annotation, biological process: positive regulation of mitotic metaphase/anaphase transition; protein ubiquitination; cell division.
GGGGGGGGUUUUGUUGGCGUUACACAAAGUUUAUGCUAACCGCGGGUUUCGGUCUUUAUUUGAGUUGCUAAUUUAGAUAGCUUGCAGCUAUUCAGAGUAGUCUAAUUAUUUCCCAUAAAUCUACUUAGUUAAUUAAAAUGUUGCAGUUUUGUGUUUGAGCAACCGAGCCAUAAUGAAUCUUGACAGACUACGGAAGCGUGUGCGGCACUACAUAGAUCAGCAACAAUAUCAAAGUGCUCUCUUUUGGGCGGACAAAGUAGCGUCUCUAUCGCAUGAGGACGCUCAGGAUGUUUAUUGGCUAGCACAGUGCCUUUAUCUCACUUCACAGUACCACAGAGCCUCUCAUGCGCUAAGGUCUCGCAAACUUGACAAGUUGUACGGGGCCUGUCAGUAUCUUGCUGCAAGGUGUCAUUAUGCUGCUAAAGAGUAUCAGCAGGCUCUUGACAUACUGGACAUGGAAGAACCAGCAAGUAAAAAGUUAUUGGACAAAGGUCUAAAGGAAGACAAUGGCACCAGAGAAACCGCCAAAGAAUGGGAAAUGUCACCUGCUUCAAUCAGCAGUUCGAUCUGCCUCCUGCGGGGGAAGAUCUAUGAUGCCAUGGACAACAGACCUCUAGCCACCUCCAACUACAAAGAGGCCUUGAAACUGGACAUCUACUGCUUUGAAGCCUUUGACCUUUUAACGUCCCAUCACAUGCUGACUGCACAAGAGGAGAGAGAUUUUCUGGAUUCCCUUCCCUUAAGCCAACAGUGUACAGAGGAGGAAGAGGAGCUGCUGCGUUUUCUUUAUGAAAAUAAGUUAAAAAAGUAUAACAAGCCUAGUGAGAUGGUCGUCCCUGAUAUGGUCAGUGGUCUUCAGGACAACUUGGAUGUAGUUGUGUCUCUUGCAGAACGACAUUAUUACAACUGUGACUUUAAGAUGUGCUAUGCCCUCACCUCUAUGGUAAUGGUGAAGGACCCAUUCCAUGCUAAUUGUUUACCAGUGCACAUAGGCACCCUAGUGGAGCUGAGCAAAGCCAAUGAAUUGUUUUACCUCUCUCAUAAACUUGUGGAUUUAUAUCCAAACAAUCCAGUGUCCUGGUUUGCGGUUGGUUGUUACUAUCUGAUGGUUGGGCAUAAAAAUGAACAUGCACGGCGAUACCUUAGUAAGGCCACCACACUGGAGCGAACCUAUGGGCCAGCGUGGAUUGCAUACGGCCACUCGUUCGCUGUGGAAAGUGAGCAUGACCAGGCUAUGGCGGCCUAUUUCACUGCAGCCCAGCUGAUGAAAGGGUGUCACUUACCCAUGCUGUACAUUGGUCUGGAAUAUGGGCUGACCAACAACCCAAAGCUGGCCGAACGCUUCUUCAGCCAGGCUCUGAGCAUCGCUCCCGAAGACCCCUUCGUCAUCCAUGAGGUGGCGGUGGUGGCCUUCCAGAAUGGAGACUGGAAGACUGCAGAGAAGCUGUUUCUAGAUGCAAUGGAAAAGAUCAAGGCCAUUGGUAAUGAGGUAACGGUGGACAAAUGGGAGCCGUUAUUAAACAAUUUGGGCCAUGUGUGUCGAAAACUGAAAAAGUAUGAGCAGGCUCUGGAAUACCACCGGCAGGCACUGGUCCUUGUCCCUCAGCAUGCUUCUACCUACUCCGCUAUCGGCUAUGUGCACAGCCUCAUGGGGGACUUUGAAAGUGCCAUUGACUACUUUCACACUGCACUCGGCCUGAAAAGGGAUGACACGUUUUCUGUAACAAUGCUUGGCCACUGCAUAGAGAUGUAUAUCGGUGAAUCUGAUGCAUACAUUGGAACUGACAUCAAGGACAAGGUGAAGAUGAUCCCCAGCACGACUGCUCUGAAGAAGAUACUCGGAACGUCGGCCGACGACAGCGAGAAUCAAGCCCGGCCGUUGGAGGAGAGCAGUAUCAUGGCCCUGGAGACGCCACCUGCGGUGGCCUUCCAGCGCUUCCUCCUGGAAUGUGACCUGCACGAGAACGACGUGAUGCUAGAGACCUCCAUGUCUGACACAAGUACGUGAUGGUGGCAUCGAUCCAGAUCUUGGACGCUCUCCGGAAACAGUGUGACGAAAACGAGGCGAGAACUAGAUGCUCAUGUUGGCAAAUGACUAAAAAGGAAAGCGAGGGAGACCCCAACUAAACAGAUGCCCCUCAAAGUCUAGGGUGACUUGUGUUGCAUCCCUGUGGAAUUUUACUAUGAAUAAAUGUUGAGAUGAAUUCAAAAGAGGGUUCUGAUGAUAGAAAUAAUUACAAAAUAAACCCUGUAUCAGUAUUUUUA